Pipistrellus nathusii (Nathusius's pipistrelle) is the source of this 324-nucleotide messenger RNA. NCBI's taxonomy places the organism in Eukaryota, Metazoa, Chordata, Mammalia, Chiroptera, Vespertilionidae. The record is from the annotation of a GenBank genome assembly.
AUGCGCCCGCCGGGCGCGCUGGGUAAAGGUGGCCAGCCAGGGCUGCGGCUCCCAGACGGGCUCUCCGAGUCCCUCUCCGAGAGCAGAGCGGGCACGCGUCAUUGUGUUACCUGCGGCCGGCCCGCGAGCUGGGCUUGGGGUGUUUUUUUUUUUUUUUUUUCUUGCCUCCCCUCCCUCCUUUCUUUCUGUGCAGCUGAUCUGAAAAGGAAUAAAAGGCUGCCCAUAACCAUAAUAAUAAAAGAAGGGGAGCGCGAGAGAAGGAAAGAAAGCCGGCCGGGAGGUGGAAGAGGAGGGGGAGCGCCUCUAAAGAAGCGAUCAGAAUAA